AUGCAAUUAUCUGGCAAAACUUUAUUGUCGCUAGCCUCGUUGUUUAUAGCGUUGCUAGACGGCGCAGAUGCGAAAGUUCAUAAAAGUAAGAUUUACAAGGAGAAACUAGAAGACCAAUUGCAAGGCAUGCCAUUCACUGCGCAUGUCUCUCGUUUGGGGGAAAAGUACUUGAGCAAUUUCAAAAGGGCAUACCCACAAGAAACAUUCUCCAGGGAAGGUGUUGAUACCGUUUUCACUGAGGAAAGUACAAGUGUUCCAUUGACAAACUACUUAAAUGCUCAGUAUUAUACUGAAAUUACGCUAGGUACGCCACCACAAUCCUUUAAGGUUAUCCUAGAUACCGGCUCCUCAAACUUGUGGGUCCCAAGUGCUGAAUGUGGCUCUUUGGCAUGCUUUUUGCACACUAAGUAUGACCAUGAAUCCUCAUCCACUUACAAAGCUAAUGGUUCUGAGUUUUCCAUUCAAUAUGGUUCAGGUUCUUUGGAAGGUUACGUAUCGAGUGACUUGUUAACUCUUGGUGACUUGGCAAUUGCUGACCAGGACUUUGCUGAAGCUACAAGCGAGCCCGGCUUGGCCUUUGCUUUUGGUAAGUUUGAUGGUAUUCUUGGUUUGGCUUACGACACCAUUUCUGUCAACAAAAUUGUUCCACCAGUCUACAAUGCCAUUAAGAAAGGCCUUUUGGACGAACCUGUCUUUGCAUUCUACUUAGGGGAUGCUGAUAAAUCUGAAGAUGGCGGUGAAGCUACUUUCGGUGGAAUUGAUUCAUCUAAGUAUACAGGUGAUAUCACCUGGUUACCAGUUCGUCGUAAGGCCUAUUGGGAAGUCAAAUUCGAAGGUAUUGGUCUAGGUGAUGAAUACGCUGUCUUGGAAGGUCACGGUGCUGCCAUUGAUACUGGUACUUCGUUGAUUGCGCUUCCAAGUGGAUUGGCUGAAAUUUUGAACUCUGAAAUUGGCGCAAAGAAGGGCUGGUCUGGACAAUACUCUGUCGAUUGUGACUCAAGAGCUUCUCUCCCAGAUUUGACAUUGAAUUUCAGCGGUCAUAACUUUACGAUUACUCCAUAUGACUACACAUUAGAAAUGUCAGGAUCUUGUAUUUCUGCUUUUAUCCCAAUGGACUUCCCUGAACCUGUUGGUCCUUUGGCAAUCAUAGGUGAUGCUUUCUUGCGUAAGUAUUAUUCCAUCUACGAUUUGGGCCAUAACGCUGUGGGAUUAGCAAAGGCCGUCUGA
Molecule: messenger RNA, 1227 nt
Organism: Kluyveromyces marxianus DMKU3-1042
Lineage: Eukaryota; Fungi; Ascomycota; Saccharomycetes; Saccharomycetales; Saccharomycetaceae
Gene: PEP4
Product: proteinase A
Exons: 1
Coding region: 1-1227 (408 amino acids)
Cellular component (GO): fungal-type vacuole
Molecular function (GO): aspartic-type endopeptidase activity
Source: RefSeq, a predicted model, not a curated record